AUGAUUAAUAAUCAUACUGCAAAAAAACCAACUGUUAGCUCAUCAUUUUAUGAUAGUUAUACAUCGCAACCGGUCAAAUGGUAUGAGAUAGUCGAUAGUUAUCGACAAUAUACUGAAACAUAUCUUCCAAUACGAUUAGAAAAUUUUCCAAGUGACUUAUGGGAUAAUUUAAAAAAAUUUUUUAAGACAAGUGAACCCAUAGAAGUAAUCGAUGAUGAAGAUCCCGUUGAAGAAACUCAACAGACACGUAAUGAUGGUAAUAUAAUUAAACUAACACAAUACAAUGUAAAACCGGAGAAAUUCGAUUCGCGUAUAUCUGAUGCUGUGCGAACGCAUUCAGAAAAGGUUGAUAGUUUUGAUAAUCGCUCACAGAUUCCACUAGGCGCCGCCAGUGGUAUUCACACAAUUUCACCACCACCUGAUCGAGAUCGUGAUCGUGAACGUCGUAGUCGUCGUCAUCGGCAUAGAGGUCAAGUUUUACCAACUAUGGACGAUUGUCCUGAAUGCCGAGCUGCAGCUGCUCAAGGCUUUCCAACCAUGUGUGACUGUGGUGAAUGUCGAGCUAAACGAGCGGCAUAUCCAAAUCGAACACCCUACUGUGAUUGCUCUGAAUGCCGUAGUACAUAUCGAACAAAUUAA
Rotaria socialis is the source of this 639-nucleotide messenger RNA. NCBI's taxonomy places the organism in Eukaryota, Metazoa, Rotifera, Eurotatoria, Philodinida, Philodinidae. The record is from the annotation of a GenBank genome assembly.